Messenger RNA from Salpingoeca rosetta, 1458 nucleotides. RefSeq lists its product as uncharacterized. The record is from RefSeq and is a predicted model, not a curated record. The transcript has 4 exons. The coding region runs from base 1 to 1458 and encodes 485 amino acids. Lineage: Eukaryota; Choanoflagellata; Craspedida; Salpingoecidae. Gene Ontology annotation, molecular function: nucleic acid binding; zinc ion binding.
AUGCUGUCAAUCCUCCGACAGCACGGCGUGGGGAUACCGGACCCACCGAAAUGGAUGACGGCCACCAUGGCAUACAAGCUGCUGAACCUGGCGUCCAAGGAGUUCACCCCGCUCCUCCAACGGGAUCUCAAGAACAAGGCGAGAGCUGCUCAACGGCAACUGAAGAAGGUGGCGGAGCACCAUGACGAAGGCGCGCGCUUCGCAUGUGAGCACACGGCCGAGCUGGCCCUCUACAUCGGCGCCGCGCAGCAUCUUGCGAGGACCCUUGCACCGCCCGACACCGACUUGACCUCGUUCAAGAUAUUCCCCACAUUCACAAACAAGCACCCUUUCAUACAACUAGAUGCAGGACUACUACGGUACCUGACCUGCUGCAAGUGUGGCCGCCUCGGCCACUCCCAGCGCCAGUGCCGACAGCCUGCCGCAGUGCGACCACAGCCAAGGCAAGCUCCGUCCCUCCUCGAUUUCCUCGGAGCAGACGUGGCCAGGCAGUUCCGGAAGCGUCGCGUCACGUCCAUCAGGACGGACGGCUACACGGCAUACCUCCUGGUGGAGCCCAGCGCGCGCCGCGACACCGUCUGCGACACCAGCCCCAUCACACCCGUGGUUGGGGUCGACCCAGGCACCCGCAUCCCGCUGGCAUGCGUUCGGAUCCAAGACGGCAAAAAAAUGCUGGUGUCACAGAAGCGAAUAGCGAACCAGUUGUAUACGGGGCGGGGACGGCGACACCACAAGCCAACGGCGACAGUGCCAGCAAGGUCAGGGGGUAGCGACGAGGGUGGGGAGCAGGGAGGGGCGAUGGGGAAGGGGGAGACGGGGUCACGCAGGAAGAAGAGGGAGCGGGGCAAGCGGACGAAGAGGGAGAGGAGCAGGCGCAGGAAAGAGAAGGCACGGAUUGAGAAGGAGGAGCAGCUGAGACGACAGCAGCAGGAGGAGCAGGGAGGCAGGGACAAGGGAGAGGGGCAGGAAGGCAGGGACAAGGGAGAGGAAGAGCGGGAGCAGCGAGAACGGGAAGAGCAGGGCGGGGGUGCGGAGCCAGGGAGCGUGGACGAUGUGGUUGCGUCUGCGAGGGAGUGUUUGAGGGAAGGUGUGAGCAGGCGAGAGUUGAAGUGGAGGCUUCAUGAGAAGCUGAAGCACUGUCGCUUCCGAAGCAGAGUCGCCGGCGAGCUUGCGACACGCUUUGGACGCGACUGUCGGGUGUUCUUCGGAGACUGCGUCCAUAAGGGUCGCGGCGGAGGGACAAAGGCUCCCAUCCUGGAGCUACGCCGCGCCAUCGGCUGCCGGGUCGACACAAAAAUUGUGGAGGAGUUCAGGACGACAAAGUAUUCCCUCUGCUGUGCCUGGCCAAACCGCAUUGACGAGCAAACGAGGAUUGCCACGUGUACGCACUGCGGUGCGUCUGCUGACCGAGACGUUGCUGCCGCAAAGACUAUCGCUGCGAGGUAUGGUUCCAUGUAG